AUGAUAUAUAUACUUUGUUUUAUCAUUAGUGAAACGUAUGCAUUUGAACUUGAUGGACUUCCGGCUUGUGAAAAUGGACCAUUAGAAGAUUCAUCUGAUUUUGCAUUUGUUGAUGAGAUGAAUUGGUUUGAAAUAUUAUUAGGAAUUGCUAUUAUCUUUUUCUCAUUUGUAUGUUUUGUUCCACAGAUAUAUAAAAUCUUAAAAAGAAGAGAUGGGAGUGGAUUAUCUCCUUCUUUUUUACUUAUUCUUGCAUUUAAUCAGGUAUUUGCUGUUAUUAAUGCCACUAUAACAAAUUCACCGACUAUGCAUAGUUGUACUGUUAUUGGAUGGAAAUUAUGUUUACCACCAUUAUUGUCAUAUUUCCAAAUUUGUGAAUUAAUGAUUUUAUGUUACCCAAUGUUUGCUUUAUUCCUUGUCUUUUAUAAAGACAAAAAAGAAAAAGGAUACAAACGUUCACUAAUAUAUUUUAUCUCUGCUUGUAUAUUUUUAGUAUUUUCUAUUAUUUUGAUUUUAACUUGUUUAAAAUUAUGGGGUGAAUGUUCAAAAAUUACUUAUGCUGUUGGAUUUUGUUUUGGAGUUGGUUCGACUGUUACAACAUUGAUAGAAUAUCUCCCUCAAAUUUGGAGGACUUUUAGAACAAAAGAAUGUGGUUCAAUGUCAUUUACUACUAAUUGGGUUACUACUGUUGGUACUGGUAUUAUUACAUUUUAUAUGAUCUUUUCUACUGGUCAACAUUUCACAACAUUAGCUAGUUAUAUUGCAUCAUUAAUUCAACACAUUGUAUUAUGUGCAUUACAAAUUAAAUAUGAUUACAUCGAUAAAUGUACUGUUCCUAUGGCAAAGAAUGAAGUUAAAAAGAAAGUUAAUAUAUUUAGAAAAUUAUUCCAUUUACCAUUAUAUCCUGUAGAAGAGGAAAUGGUGUUUAACCAUCUUCCUCAAGACAAUAGUGAUGAAGAAGGUUGUGAGCUUGUCCAAACAAAUAAAACAGAAUCCCCUUCAAAUAAAUCUCCAUCUCCUUCAACUGGGUCAUCAAAUGAUACUUUUUAUGAUUUAGAUAAGGAAAUAAUAGGAGGUGAUAGUGAAAUUGUUCUUUAA
Entamoeba nuttalli P19 is the source of this 1095-nucleotide messenger RNA. Its product is annotated as PQ loop repeat protein. The transcript has a single exon. Lineage: Eukaryota; Evosea; Mastigamoebida; Endamoebidae. The coding region runs from base 1 to 1095 and encodes 364 amino acids. The record is from RefSeq and is a predicted model, not a curated record.